AUGGCGGAGGAACCGUCCGCCAAGCGUCAUCAUGCCGAGAUGUCGGACAAGAGGAGCAACCUCGUCGACAUUAACGUCCCCGGCGAGAAGCGCGAGUACACAACAACCCUCAAAGGGGUUGAGCUCCACGGCAACGAGACGCUGGAGAUCGUCUGCACCAGCGUACCAGAAAAGGCCGAAGAGGUGAUCUCCAGGCUUUGGAGGAUGCUUGGCGGCAGGUUUCGUAGGAUCGUCGGCGUUGGUGUGCACUACACCAACAAAGAUGAACCUCCCCAGAAGGCAGCAGUCCUGCAGUUGUGCAUCGACGAACUCUGCUUGGUGUACCACAUCGCAGCGGCCACAAAAUGGUGA
Molecule: messenger RNA, 351 nt
Organism: Triticum turgidum subsp. durum (durum wheat)
Lineage: Eukaryota; Viridiplantae; Streptophyta; Magnoliopsida; Poales; Poaceae
Source: the annotation of a GenBank genome assembly